This is a messenger RNA of Dryobates pubescens (Downy woodpecker), 2888 nucleotides long. Its product is annotated as Golgi integral membrane protein 4. Bases 533 to 2269 code for a protein of 578 amino acids. The record is from RefSeq and is a predicted model, not a curated record. Lineage: Eukaryota; Metazoa; Chordata; Aves; Piciformes; Picidae. Gene Ontology annotation, cellular component: Golgi membrane; Golgi apparatus. The transcript is spliced from 14 exons.
CGCCGUUUCCUCUCGGGCUGCCGGCGAGGGAAGCCGCGGGGAGGGGGCACAAGGGCUGCUCGUCCCACCGGGUUAUUUUUUCCGGUCGGUGCUCCAAAGGGGGAGGUGGGAAGAGCCAAAGGCGGCCGUACCCCCUUCCCACCCCCUCCCUCCCUCCACUGCAGCACAUGGGAAGCAAAAGUUUUCCUCCUCCUCCUCCUGCUGUCUCCCUGCCGCCGGUUCCCCUCCUCCCGGGCCGGUCCCCCGGUGCCGUUGGCAGCUGGAGGAUGCUGCUGCCGGCUUCGCGCCCGCUGCUCCCGGCCGCCGCUGCCGAGCUGCGCUCCCCUGCCAUGGGCGACCAGGAAUAAAAACGCUGCCGGAGCGUUUUCCGCUUCUCCGAAGGCUGGAAAAAGAAGCCAAGGGGAGACUUUGAUCGCAUCGCGCAGAGGCAUCUGCGAAUUUGCCGGGGGAAAGGGGCUGCGGGUGCAAAAAGACCCCGAUGCUUUAACGAGGAGGGAGAGGCAGCGCUCCAGCGUUUCGCUUCGGCCCCAUCAUGGGCACUGGGAUGUGCUCCAGGAGGCAGAAGGGGCUCCUGCAGACCGGCUUCUGCCUGGUGACUGUGGCAUGCUUGGGCUCCGGAGUUUUCCUCUACAACCACUUGCAGCAGAAGGUGAGGAACGCUGAAGCCCUGGCCCAGAAAUACAAACAGCAGCAGGAAGCUCUGUCUGCCCAGCUCCAAGUCGUGUACGAGCACAGAUCUCGGCUGGAACGGUCCCUGCAGAAGGAGCGAGGGGAGCACAAGAAGACAAAGGAAGAUUUUUUAGUGUACAAGUUAGAAGCUCAGGAAGCCCUCAACAAGGAGAAGCAAGAUUCUAUGAACAGAUACGGAGCACUCAGUUCCCAGCACAAGAUACUGAAGAAUCAGCAUGAAGAUGUCAAGAAGCAGCUGCUUGACCUGCAGCUGCAGCACAACAGCUUGAAACUGGAACAUCGUAAGGCACUGGAGACCCACAGCCAGAAAUAUGCCCAACUGCAGCAGGAGAAGGACACUGAAGUCACAAGCUUGCAGGACACAGUCUAUAAACUCAGAGAAGAGAGCAAGCUUCUCCGCAAGGCUCACCAGGAAGUCCACUCUCAGCUCCUUAACGCCCAGGCCCAGAUGGAAGAGUUCAGGCAGCUCAAGGAAGCUCUACAGAAGAUGCCCAGUUUCAAAGCAGGAGGAGCUGGGAAGGGGCAGCAGCAGUUUCAGGUGCUGAAGGAGCAGCCUGUGGUGCCAGCCAACAGCCAGUUGCAGCUCGUGAGGCAGAAGGCUUUUCCAGCCAGUCAGGAGAAUCGCCCCGCCGGGAACCCGCUGGCAUCACAAGUCUCUGGGGUUCAGAAGCAGGCAGAUGGCUCUCUGCUGCAGGGCCAGAGCUCCUACAGGAAUGAUGGCCCCAGGCCACAGGCUAACGUGCUCUUUACCCAUCCAGCUCCACUGCAAGAUGCCAACUCCCUGCCAGAUGCUGUGCCAGCCUGGCCAGCGCGGCACGGGGACGGCCACGUCGUCCGAUUCACCCGGACCAUGAACAGCCUUCCCAACGGGAACCCAGAUGUGAAGAUGGUGAUGCGCAUCCAGGUGAAGAGCCAUGAGGAAAGCCAAGCUCCUGGGCUGUCCCUCUCUGAUCCAAAACAACCCUCUGCAGCAGAAAAACCUCAGGGGCCAGACAGCCACCACUCCACAGGGAACAGACAGGGGCAAAUGCAAAGCUGGAAAGACAUAGUUAACAAAGUGAAUGCUCAGAUGGAUGAAGAACAAGUGCACAGCUACCCCAAGAGCCUUCAGUUUGAUCCCAAGCCUGGGCAAGAGAUGCAGAAAGGCAGCCCACAGCCACCCAGCGAGAAGAGAGGGGAAGAGCAUCAAGGAGCUGGUCAGGAAGACAAGAAGGAAAGGACAGAUGAUGAGGAGCUUGAGAUGGAUGCAGGAGUGAUUGAGAGAGAGGAGAACCUGCACUCUCAGAAGGAGGCUGCUGUGCAGGAACCCAUGAUGCCAGAUGAUGCUGCAGAUCCAGCCCAGGAUCCCAAUAACCAAGGGGAGGAUGAGUUUGAGGAAGCUGAGCUGGAGAGACCUGACUUUGAAGAGAAAGUGGGAGGUCUGGAGAAGUUCAAGGAGCCCAGUGUGAAAGAAGAGCCUAAGGAGAAGCCACUGAAGGAUGCUGGCAGACCUGCCAAGCCCAGGGAAGAGCAAAUGGAUGACUAUCAAGAAGAUCAGGAGCAGGAAAUUGUACGACACCAAGGAGGAUCAUGGAGGUGAGGUGGAUGACAAUGAUGACCUGGAACUUGUCCAAGACCAGAAGGACCAUGCAGGAGUACAGAGAGCUGAUGGCAAGAAGGAGGACUACUACUGAAAGAUGCUGAAGGCAAACGGAAUACACUAGGAGAGAGAGGAUUGGAAUUCCUCCUGGGAACUGUCUCCUGUAUUAAACACUGCCCAGAAGAGACAAAGGCAGGAGGAGAUAAUGCUCUGCACAGGCACUGAGCAGGGAGCUUGCAGAUGUGCUUCACACCCACGUGGCUGAGGCCAUUGCUGCCUCUCGGGUCAAUAGCAUGGAAGUGCUCUCAGACUGUAGGAAUGAUUUUUAUCCUGCUGCUUCUCUUAGAAGCACUUUUUGAUUGAUUGUGUUCUUCACCCUCUUGUUUCCCCUGCCCCCUCCCAAGCUGGAGAGCUUUUCUUUUUUUAGUUGGUUUUUGUUUUCAACCCUCUGGGCAGCAGAGGUGUGCCUGAACUGGUCCCUGGACUCCCUCGACUGGUUGCUAAUACAAAGGAAUCUGUCUUCAUAAAACAUUUUGCUCAGGAGUGUUUCUUGAGUGGCCAGGCAGUGGAACAGGCUGCCCAGGGAGGUGGUGGAGUCCCCAUCCCUGGAGGUGUUCAA